CUGCACCUGCGCACUGGGCAAGCCUUGGGCUUCCGGAGCCAAAAGGCCCCGGAAGUGGUCGGCCGCUUGCGACGCUCCGGAAGUGACGUGCUCUCCCGAGCCGGGGCCAUGGCACCUGCAAGGCGUUUCUCAGCAAGAUUGAGGACCGUGUUUCAGGGCGUGGGGCAUUGGGCUUUGUCCACAUGGGCUGGCCUGAAGCCCAGCCGGCUACUGCCACAGCAGGCUUCUCCCAGGCUACUCUCGGUCGGCUGUGCGGACCUCGCCAAGCAUCAGAAACUCCCGGGGAAGAAGCCGCUCUCUGAGAAAAAGCUGAAAAGGUAUUUUGUGGACUAUCGGAGAGUGCUUGUCUGUGGAGGAAAUGGAGGCGCUGGGGCAAGCUGCUUCCACAGUGAGCCCCGCAAGGAGUUUGGAGGCCCUGAUGGAGGGGACGGAGGCAACGGUGGACACGUCAUUCUGAGAGUUGACCAGCAAGUCAAGUCCCUGUCGUCGGUCCUGUCGCGGUACCAGGGUUUCAGUGGAGAAGAUGGAGGGAGUAAAAACUGCUUCGGGCGCAGUGGCGCUGUCCUCUACAUCCGGGUCCCCGUGGGCACGCUGGUGAAGGAGGGAGGCAGAGUUGUGGCCGACCUGUCUUGCGUGGGAGUUGAGUACAUUGCCGCGCUGGGCGGGGCAGGAGGGAAAGGCAACCGCUUCUUCCUGGCCAACAACAACCGUGCCCCUGUGACCUGUACCCCUGGACAGCCAGGACAGCAGCGAGUUCUCCACCUGGAGCUCAAGACGGUGGCCCACGCCGGAAUGGUGGGAUUCCCCAACGCCGGGAAGUCCUCACUGCUCCGGGCCAUUUCAAACGCCAGACCCGCUGUGGCUUCCUACCCGUUCACCACCCUGAAGCCCCACGUUGGGAUCGUCCACUACGAAGGCCACCUACAAAUAGCAGUGGCCGACAUCCCCGGCAUCAUACGAGGCGCCCACCAGAACAGGGGUCUGGGGUCCGCCUUCCUCAGGCACAUCGAGCGCUGCCGCUUUCUCUUGUUCGUGGUGGAUCUUUCUCAGCCUGAGCCGUGGACUCAAGUUGACGAUUUAAAAUAUGAACUGGAGAUGUAUGAAAAGGGCCUGUCUGCGAGGCCCCACGCAAUCGUCGCAAACAAGAUUGACCUCCCUGAAGCCCAAGCCAAUCUGUCCCAGCUCCAGGAUCACUUGGGACAGGAGGUCAUCGUGCUGUCGGCGUUGACCGGCGAGAACCUGGAGCAGCUGCUGUUGCACCUGAAGGUGCUGUAUGACGCCUACGCGGAGGCCGAGCUGGGCCAGGGCCGCCAGCCGCUCAGGUGGUAGCCACGCCAGAGCGGGAUCGCCUCUGGGCCUCUGUCUGAGCAAACCUGGGUGUGAAUUCGGUGGUUUUGAAUGCAUAAAGUGCCUUGUGGACGCGG
Pan troglodytes (chimpanzee) is the source of this 1424-nucleotide messenger RNA. RefSeq names its product mitochondrial ribosome associated GTPase 2 (gene MTG2). The record is from RefSeq and is a predicted model, not a curated record. Gene Ontology annotation, cellular component: mitochondrion. Bases 109 to 1329 code for a protein of 406 amino acids. The transcript is spliced from 7 exons. Lineage: Eukaryota; Metazoa; Chordata; Mammalia; Primates; Hominidae. Gene Ontology annotation, molecular function: GTPase activity; GTP binding; magnesium ion binding.